Messenger RNA from Triplophysa rosa, 2595 nucleotides. Its product is annotated as mediator of RNA polymerase II transcription subunit 15-like. The coding region runs from base 86 to 2413 and encodes 775 amino acids. Gene Ontology annotation, molecular function: transcription coregulator activity. Gene Ontology annotation, biological process: regulation of DNA-templated transcription. The record is from RefSeq and is a predicted model, not a curated record. The transcript has 18 exons. NCBI's taxonomy places the organism in Eukaryota, Metazoa, Chordata, Actinopteri, Cypriniformes, Nemacheilidae.
GAAGUUUCACGAAUCAGUGUUUCGAACGCGUCCAUCACUAUCUGAAACUGAAAGGCUUGUUCAACGUUAUUUAAAAACAUCAACAAUGGAUGUCCCAGGCCCUGAUAGCGACUGGAGGAGCACAGCCUUUAGACAGAAAGUGGUGGCUCAAAUAGAGGACGCCAUGAGGAAAGCAGGAACUGCUCAUACUAAGUCCUGUACUGACAUGGAAAACCAUGUGUAUAUUAAGGCAAAGACCAGAGAGGAGUAUUUGUCUCUGGUUGCGAGGCUGAUCAUUCAUUUCAGAGACAUUCAUAAAAAGACACAAGGGGGACCCGAUCCCAUGAAUGCCCUGCAGAAUUUGACCGGAGUGGGUGGAGGUGGUGGCAUUGGACCACGCCCACCUGGCGCACCUAUGAGUGGUAUGGGGCCAAUGGUGCAAAUGCAGAUGGGUCAACACACCAUGCAGGGAGUUGCAGGUGGCCAGCAAGCUGCAGGUUCUGCCGGACAGAUGCAGAUGAUGCAGCAGUCCAUUCAGUUUCAGCAGUUUCAGACACAGCAACAGGCAGCCAUGCAGCCUCCGCAGCAAACAGCCAUGCAGCAGUUCCAACAGAUGAAACAACUUCAGCAACUCCAACAGCAGCACCAUCAGAAUCAACAGCUGCAACAUUCUAACCAACAGCAGCAGCAGCAGCAGCAACAGCAGCAGCAGCAGCAACAGCAGCAGCAGCAGCAGGCUCAUACUCAGCAGCAGCAACAGAACCAGUUGCACCAAACCAGAAUCCAGCAGCAACAACAGCAGUUAGCACAACUGCAGCAGCAACAACAAUUGCUACAACAACAGCAACUACAACAACAGCAACAACAACAGCAACUGCAACAACAACAGCAGCUUCAAGCCCAGGUUCAGGCUCAAAUCCAAGCCCAGGCUCAAGCUCAAGGUCAAGCCCAAGCUCAAGGCGUGGCAGGCCAGAUGCCCCCUCACUCGCAGCAGCAGGUUUUAGUGCCACAGUCUUUGGCACAAAUGGCCCCAGGGCAGCAUCAACAAAUCAACUCGCUGAGCCAACAACAGCAGCAUCAGCUAAAGCAACCAAUCCAGGUAAGAGUUUUGCAACAACAGCAACAUCAGCAACAUCAGCAGCAGCAGCAGCAACAACAACAACAACAACAACAACAACAACAACAGCAGCUCCAGCAGACAGCCCAGCUCACAACGGUUCCCGGUCAGGUGAGCACAGCGCAAACUGUGAUGAUGCUCCGUCCUGGGAUGCAAAUUCCAACCCGGUUGCCCCGCGCCACCCCGAACUCUGCCAUUCCUCAAAACCCUGUUGCCAUGGGAGGACAGCAAAUGCCACAGAGUCAGCAAAUGAUGUCAUCACCCUCUCCAGUUCAGGUGCAGACGCCCCAGUCGAUGCCUCCUCCACCCCAUCCUCAGCCGUCACCCCAGCCCCCAUCCUCUCAACCUAACUCUGUCAGCUCUGGUCCAACCCCAUCCCCUGGAGGUUUCCAGCCCAGUCCCUCUCCCCAGCCAUCCCAGAGUCCAGCUUCUGCACGAACCCCACAGAGUUACCCCCUUCAGGUGCCUUCACCUGGACCACUCAACACCCCAGGCAACCCAAGCUCUGUAAUGAGUCCAGCAGGUACCUCACAGUCUGAUGAUCAGCUAUAUAUGGACAAACUAAAGCAGCUGUCAAAAUAUAUCGAGCCUCUGCGCAGGAUGAUCAACAAAAUUGACAAAAAUGAAGAUAGGAAAAAGGAUCUGAGCAAAAUGAAGAGUUUGCUUAAUAUUCUGACUGACCCCAACACACGGUGUCCUCUUAAGACCCUAGAGAAGUGUGAAAUAGCUUUGGAGAAACUGAAGAAUGAUAUGGCUGUGCCGACUCCUCCCCCAGUGACAUGUACCAAAAAACAGUACCUGUGCCAGCCGCUGCUGGAUGCCGUCAUGGCCAACAUUCGUUCCCCCGUUUUAAACCAUUCACUUUACCGCACGUUUGCUCCAGCUAUGACGGCCAUUCAUGGACCACCAAUCACGGGCCCUUUAAUUCCGUCCCGUAAACGGAAGUUUGAAGAUGACGACCGGCAGACGAUCCCUAACAUACUUCAAGGGGAGGUGGCGCGGCUCAAUUCCAUGUUCCUGGUCAAUCUGGAUCCGUCCUACUGCAGCAACAAUGGAUCUGUGCAUCUUAUUUGCAAACUCGAUGAUAAAAACCUGCCCAGUGUUCCUCCUCUUCAGUUGAGUAUUCCAGCAGGUUACCCUGAUCAAAGUCCACACUGGGAAGAUGACGGUCAGCAGUACGAGGCGAACCCUUUCCUGCAAACUGUCCAUAAAAACAUGACCUCCAAACUCCUUCAGCUUCCUGACAAGCACUCGGUGACGGCGCUGCUGAACACUUGGGCCCAAAGCGUGAGACAGGCUUGCCUCUCGGCCGCUUAGAGAUUUCUACCAGCAAACCAGUAUAAUCUUUGCACCUCCAUGGCACAAUGGCAAUAUGAAUGACUUGUUACUUUGCAUUUCUUUGUCUUUUUUUAUUUACAUCAGUAUCUUGUUCAGUACACUAAAGCCUUAACAGUUUGUGCAUUGCUUGAUCAAUAAAAUUAUUUAGACAUUCUGUACAA